This is a messenger RNA of Candidozyma haemuli, 678 nucleotides long. RefSeq lists its product as uncharacterized. Gene Ontology annotation, cellular component: cytoplasm; mitochondrion. NCBI's taxonomy places the organism in Eukaryota, Fungi, Ascomycota, Pichiomycetes, Serinales, Metschnikowiaceae. The transcript has a single exon. The coding region runs from base 1 to 678 and encodes 225 amino acids. The record is from RefSeq and is a predicted model, not a curated record.
AUGGAACCAGGCAAAGAAGUAUCUGUUUUCCAUCCAAAGGUGCUCCUUUUGUCUGCUGGAGCCACCGCAACCAUCUUUCUUUCAUUCAAAUUCUAUGCCCGCUACAUUCGACGCGUACGAAGCUACCUUGAUUUCAGCCAUGAUAUGCUUGAUGGUCAGCGCCGAUUGUAUGGAAAAGUGACCAGAGUUGGUGAUGGUGAUAACUUUAGGUUCUUUCAUACACCUGGUGGUGUUUUUACAGGCUGGGGUUGGCUACGAGAGAUCCCCACCAAGCCUCUGGAGUUGAAGGAUGAGACAUUGAUGAUUCGUCUCUGUGGAGUAGAUGCUCCAGAGAAUGCCCAUUUUGGCAAACCAGCACAGCCAUACUCCAAGGAGGCUCUUGCGUGGCUUAAGGGGUACUUGCUUGACCGCUAUGUGACCAUCACGCCCUACUCCAUUGACCAAUACAAGCGUGUUGUUGCACGGGCCCAAGUAUGGAAACUCACAGGGAAGAAAGAUGUCAGUGCCGAAAUGCUUCGUCAUGGGCUAGGCUUGGUGUAUGAAGGCAAGUAUGGAGCAGAAUUUGGCGACAACGAAUCGUGGUAUAGAAAACUAGAGGCCAAAGCCAAAAGAAAGAAGAAAGGGUUGUGGUCUUUGGGUAAGAAGCUUGUAACUCCUGGCGAGUUCAAAAGAAGCUAA